AUGCAUAAAUUGCGGCUGAAACUGGAAUCGUUCGCACCGCUUCAAGGGGAGUUGGAGAUUGUGGACCUGAACCAGUUGCACGCUUUCGAGAAUGUGUUUCAAAUUAUGGACAGUAAUUACAUUAAUGUUGUCGAAAAUGAUACUCAGAUGGCUGAGCAUCAUAAAAGGGUAUGUUAUCAAGGUUUUUGAUUAUUUUUUGGAAAAAAAGCAAAAUGUGAGAUUUGGUGUAGGUUUUGUUAAAUUUCUUGGCCAUUAUUACCUAAAUUUGAUGUAUUAUUGCAUUAUUUAUCUUUAAAAUGAAGCAUGUUGUCACAUCCGUUCAUGUAAGUAAUAAUUUAAUAAAUUUUGCCUUUAGAAACUCUUCCUUAUUCUUGCCGAAGCCCACAAGUUCUUCUACACCAGUUGUGCCAAGGUGAUAUUGUCCGAGUUCGUUAAGAAAUCAUGUCGAUUCGAUCGAGAUAGUUAUGUCAAGCUCAAUAAAUCGGAAAGGAAGAGGAUACGUAAAGGAUUGUGUGGCAAAGAGAGUGGGUUUUAUAAGGAAUGUAAGAUCUACAUUGAUCACAAAACUGAUUUUUAUGAAAUUUCGUCCGUGGACUUGUUUUUGUAUCGAAAAAUGAUUGUACCACGGCUGGAAAGGCUUGUUGUUGUUGAUGCGGAUCUAAAUUUGGUGAUGAAGAUUAUUUUGGAAGGUAUGUUGGGGUAUUUAUUAUUUAGUUGAGGUAUAUAAUAUUGCUUUUGAUGUUAGGUUUUUGCGGUUUGUAAAUAUUUUAAAGUAUUUUUUGGUAUUUGAAUGAAUUUUAAAGGAGUUUUAUUGGAUUUUCAUUGAAUUUAGGACAUUUUAUACAGUUUAAGCUGUUUUAGCUUAAGUUUUGGCUAAAUUUCAGCUGUUUCCACGAUCUACUUUCAACUAACAUGCAAAAUAAUUCAUUCAAAUCAGAUUUUUCCUCUUGCCAGAUGCUCACCGAUCCGAAAUCACGAAAUAUUGGCCAAAUAUGGUUACGAAUUUGCAUAUCUACCUAAACUUUACCUCGCACAACUACCCGAUACCCUGUUUGGCACCUCCUUGAAUAUAAUCGUAGCCACACCAACUAAUGAUAACAAAAAUGAGAAGAAAUUCGUUCACCGUCGGCUACACAAAAUACCGUGCGAUGAGAAUGCGGACCAAGAUGCCGACUUCAGCUACAACGUCAAUCCGAAAGAGAAUGUCAAGUUGAGGUUGAUGAAGCUUCAAGAUGCGGUUCACUACGCUCCAAAUGAAGAACCACUUGAAGAUCAAGCUGAAUUGAACAGAGUUGGAGCCCUGGACUUUCUGCUGGAUUACUUUGAAGCAAAGCCCCGGUUCCAAGAGUUUGAGUUGAAGUUGGACGGAUUGAUAUACAGUCAGUUCAACAAUCUCGAAAAUCAAUGGCCAUAUGCGUUUACUUUGAAUGACAUCGAGUUUAGAUUACUCAUGGUUGUGGACAGUAAAAUGGUGAGUGUUUGGAAGGUUUUUGAAAUUUUCUAAUUGAAAAUGGUAUUGAAAUGAUUUUUUUGGUGAAGAUAGGCAGGACCGGGAGUUAGGGGGUGCCAAGAAAGAUUUUAGGUAAUAUCAUUAUUUUUAGGCCUAAAUUGCAUCUUCAAGCCUAAACUUUUAUUUUUGAGCCUAAAAUUUUGUUUUUAAGGCAAAAGUUUUUUUAAGGUUAAUAUUUCAUUUCUUAUCUCAAAAUGUUAUUUUUAAGCCUAAAAACCUGUCAUUUUAAGUUCAGCUCUCCCAAAACCCACUUGUCGAUCUCACCUUGUACACUGCCACUCACUACCUCACCAUCCUUCGCCAGAACUCGAAUUUAAAGUCGGCCGAAAUUGUGGUGGCCAACAUUGUCCAAAUGCCAGAGUUCGACUACGGCGACCUCUUCACCUUGUACUCGAACGCCAAGCCAACAAAGCCCACCGCCGAACUAUGGGCCGACCCAGGGAACGCGUGGUUCACGACUUACUUCAAGCCCAACUCGUUCUACCAGGAAUGGCAUAUGCCUCCGGCUUCUUAUAAGAAACCGUAUCGGAUGGGAGAUGACGUUGAGGAUUACAUGGACAUGCUCAAAGUGGACGAUUACUUGGAUCAGAGUUGUGGUGAUGUUGAUGAUAGGCCGUUCACGCUCAGAUUCUUGCAGUAUAAAAAGUAA
Messenger RNA from Bursaphelenchus okinawaensis, 2159 nucleotides. The record is from the annotation of a GenBank genome assembly. Lineage: Eukaryota; Metazoa; Nematoda; Chromadorea; Rhabditida; Aphelenchoididae.